This is a messenger RNA of Stomoxys calcitrans (stable fly), 1613 nucleotides long. RefSeq names its product tubulin beta-2 chain. Lineage: Eukaryota; Metazoa; Arthropoda; Insecta; Diptera; Muscidae. Bases 127 to 1467 code for a protein of 446 amino acids. Gene Ontology annotation, biological process: mitotic cell cycle; microtubule cytoskeleton organization. Gene Ontology annotation, cellular component: microtubule; cytoplasm. The record is from RefSeq and is a predicted model, not a curated record. The transcript has 2 exons. Gene Ontology annotation, molecular function: GTP binding; structural constituent of cytoskeleton; GTPase activity.
UUUCAUUGUCGCAUACAUACAGAUCUUUAGAAUUUUCAAAGACGGUCGAAAAUUUCCUCUUAAAAAAUAAAAUAUUUUUUCAUCUUUGCCUAACCCUCUGAAAACGCUCAUUACUUACAAAUCAAGAUGCGUGAAAUUGUGCAUAUUCAAGCUGGCCAGUGUGGCAACCAAAUUGGUGGAAAAUUCUGGGAGGUCAUAUCGGAUGAACAUUGCAUCGACGCCACAGGAACCUAUUAUGGCGACAGCGAUUUGCAAUUGGAACGCAUCAAUGUCUACUAUAAUGAGGCCACCGGAGCAAAAUAUGUACCAAGAGCUAUUUUGGUAGAUUUGGAGCCGGGCACAAUGGAUUCGGUAAGAUCGGGGGCAUUUGGUCAGAUUUUCCGGCCCGACAAUUUUGUGUUUGGCCAAUCGGGAGCUGGUAAUAAUUGGGCCAAAGGCCAUUAUACUGAAGGCGCAGAAUUGGUUGAUUCCGUUUUGGAUGUGGUGCGCAAGGAAGCCGAGGGAUGUGAUUGUCUACAGGGCUUUCAAUUGACGCACUCAUUGGGUGGUGGCACUGGCUCUGGCAUGGGCACCUUAUUAAUAUCAAAAAUUCGCGAAGAAUAUCCCGACCGCAUUAUGACCACAUUUUCGGUGGUGCCUUCGCCCAAGGUCUCUGAUACCGUGGUGGAACCAUACAAUGCCACCUUAAGUGUCCAUCAAUUGGUUGAGAACACGGAUGAGACCUUUUGUAUUGAUAAUGAGGCUCUCUAUGACAUUUGCUUCAGAACCCUCAAAUUGACCACCCCUACUUAUGGUGAUUUGAAUCACUUGGUUUCGGCCACCAUGUCAGGGGUAACCACCUGUCUCCGUUUCCCUGGCCAAUUGAAUGCUGAUUUGAGAAAACUGGCAGUAAAUAUGGUACCUUUUCCCCGCCUGCAUUUCUUUAUGCCUGGGUUUGCACCACUUACAUCUCGCGGCUCACAACAAUAUCGGGCUCUAACUGUGCCCGAAUUAACUCAACAAAUGUUUGAUGCCAAAAAUAUGAUGGCUGCUUGUGAUCCCAGACAUGGACGUUAUCUUACCGUGGCAGCCAUAUUUCGUGGCCGCAUGUCCAUGAAGGAGGUGGACGAACAAAUGUUGAAUAUUCAAAAUAAGAACAGCAGCUUCUUUGUGGAAUGGAUACCCAACAACUGUAAAACAGCUGUCUGUGAUAUACCACCCAGAGGUCUAAAAAUGUCAGCCACCUUCAUUGGCAACUCCACUGCCAUACAAGAGCUAUUCAAACGUAUCUCGGAGCAAUUUACUGCCAUGUUUCGCCGUAAGGCCUUCCUUCAUUGGUAUACGGGCGAGGGCAUGGACGAAAUGGAAUUUACCGAAGCCGAAAGCAACAUGAAUGAUCUGGUAUCGGAAUAUCAACAGUAUCAAGAGGCCACAGCCGAUGAGGAAGGUGAAUUCGACGAAGAUGAAGAAGCUGGUGGCGAUGAGUAAAACUUAGAGUAGAAAUCUAUUGAGCUUAGCUUUAGUUUUUUUUUUUAUUUUACUGCGUUUAAUGGAUUGAUUUUUUGACUUUGUAUGAAAAAAUAUAUGAUUAUCUUAACAUAUUUAAAUAAAAAUUUCAGUAUGUAUGUACCAUA